Molecule: messenger RNA, 1533 nt
Organism: Fusarium sp. VM40
Lineage: Eukaryota; Fungi; Ascomycota; Sordariomycetes; Hypocreales; Nectriaceae
Source: the annotation of a GenBank genome assembly
AUGUCUUCUACAGCUCCUGGUCAGGGUACAAUACCUCCAUCUGACAUUGUGUUCCCUUUGCAUGAGUUUGACGACUCUCCUAUCAAUCGGUACACGCAACAUUGGACUCUACGAUUUGAUGCUGUUCUCGACACAAAGAAGCUAUGCGUGGCUCUCACGCACCUUCUCAGCCAGGGCGACUGGAGAAAGUUAGGUGGUCGGCUGCAGUUCAACGAGGCCGGCAAGGUCGAGAUCCAUGCACCAAGAACAUAUACUCAAGAACGUCCGGCAUUUCAAUAUUCAGAGGAGAUCUUCCCAGUGAAAACGACAGAUCACCCUGUCGCGAAGAACCUCCCUAGGGCAAGAGGCAAGGUUGAACUAUUUCCCGGCAUCACUUCACAAUUCAAUUCCUUGACCGUUGGCCCUGGAUGGGGACGGGACUUUGAUGAACACAUUCGUCACAAAGAGCCCGUGAUUGGCGUCCACAUAGCUCUCUUCAACGACGCAACAUUGAUCAGUCUUCGCUGGGUUCACCUGGUAUGCGAUUUCAUGGGAAUCAAAGCUUUGGUCCUGGCUUGGUCAAUGGACCUUUACGGGCGUUACGACGAUAUCCCUCCUUUUAUGGGCGCAUUCGACGAUCCUUUGAAGAAUAUUGGGUCAGUGCCGCCCGAGGAGCCUUAUGCUCUGGCUGAUAUGAAGCUGAGUCCUGAAGCUUUCAAAAAGACCUACGACACAUAUUUGGAGCAUGUCGCGGCAUACCCGAUAACUGUGCGACGCAUGAUGGUGCUGCCAGACUCGGCCUUGCAGAAGAUCAAGAUGAACUUCGUCGGUGGCCAUGGUUCGGAUAGGCUUGAAGUCAUUCCAAAAGGAGCACUAUUCAAUGGGCAAUUUGUAAGCGACGCUGAUAUCUUAUCUGCUUGGGCGGCGCGACUCUGCUGUAGUAUCCUUCCUGCGGUGGAUCGUCCGGUGCAUAUAAUGGGCAUGUAUGAGGCGAGACACUGUCUACCAGACACAUUUCCUCAAAACAAGGACAAGCCAGAUUCCAGCCCCGUUUUCAUCGCCAAUGCAACCUUCUCGACCUCGACCAACACCACGCUGCGAGCGCUUCGGCAGCAGCCGCUAGCGAGAACCGCCCUCAAGGUAAGAGAGUCUGUGGCGACCUUGACCACGGCCCCUCAGGUGCAUGCACAGCUUCAUCUUUUGCGAGAGUCAUAUGCGAAGGACAAAGAGAACCCGGCCGUCUUUGCGGCCGAGGACUCCUUCAUCUUGGUCGUGUCCAACUUCAGUAAAAUGGCCUUUUUCGACUCAAUCGACUUCUCCCCCGCUGUCAUCACCCCCGCUGAAGGUGGUCAUGGAAAGUCUCCGGGUAAGCUCGCUUGGCACCAGUGGACUUCGCUCGAGCACACCACGCAUGCUCGCAAUAUGUUCCAGGUGGGCGGCAAAGAUGGCCAGGGCAAUACGUGGAUGAUGGGACUCUUGCCACCCGAGACCUGGGCGCUGGUAGAGGAGCAUUUAGCCGGUCUCUCAGGGCCCAAGGCGCUAAGUAAGCUGUAG